AUGAUGUUGGACAAUAUGGUUAACGAUCUGAAGAAAGAAAAUUGGUUUGGAAGAGUAAUUGUAUUGGUAUAUAGUAUUGAAUUCCAAAAAAGAGGACUUCUGCAUGCACAUAUAGUAUUGUUCUUGCACCGCGAUGAUAAGAUUUCUAAUCCAGUUGAUAUUGACAAGUUUAUCUCCGCCGAGAUGCCUGACAAGGAGAAGAACCCUUCAUUGUAUGCCUUGGUGACAUAUUUGAUGAUUAAUGGCCCGUGUGGAUUGUCAAACUCAAGAUCACCUUGCAUGCGCGAUGGAAUGUGUUCUAAACACUUUCUUAAAAGGUUUAAUGAAGAAACAUUUGUCGAUGGAGAUGUUUAUCCCUGUUACAAGAGGUUGGAUAUUAGUGUAACUAUAAUCAAGAGUGGUAGUGAAGUGGACAAUAGAUAUGUUGUCCUAUACAAUCCAUCUUUAAUUUUGAAAUACAAUGUACAUAUAAAUGUCAAAUGGUGUAACCAAUCUCGCGCAAUUAAUUAUCUCUUCAAGUACAUCAACAAGGAACAUAACAGAAUUAUAGAGGUUUAUCUAGUUCAAAUUGAUGAAAUUCAUGAAUACUAUAAUUGUAGAUAUGUGUUCGCAAGUGAAGCUUCUUGGCGCAUCUUAAGAUUUGAGAUUCAUCAUCGUACUCCAUCAGUAGAAAGGCUUACUGUUGUGUUCAAUGAUGAUGACACAAUCAAUGAUAGAAAAAGGAAAGUAUGGACUCCGCGUAAAAGAAGAUUCUCAAUAGGAAGAUUGUAUCACGUUGCACCAGGCUGUGGCGAACGUUAUUAUAUAAGAAAACUUCUUAGCUUUGUCAAGGGCCCGACAUCAUAUGAAGAUAUCAGAACUGUUGAUGGAAUUAUUCAUCCUACAUUUAAGGAUGCUUGCUAUUCCAUGGGCCUGCUUGAUGACGAUAAGGAAUACAUUGAUGGAAUCACUUAA
Molecule: messenger RNA, 954 nt
Organism: Amaranthus tricolor (Joseph's coat)
Lineage: Eukaryota; Viridiplantae; Streptophyta; Magnoliopsida; Caryophyllales; Amaranthaceae
Exons: 3
Coding region: 1-954 (317 amino acids)
Source: RefSeq, a predicted model, not a curated record